Messenger RNA from Hypomesus transpacificus, 1994 nucleotides. It is a transcript of the gene pstk, whose product is annotated as L-seryl-tRNA(Sec) kinase. Gene Ontology annotation, molecular function: kinase activity; tRNA binding. The transcript is spliced from 6 exons. The record is from RefSeq and is a predicted model, not a curated record. Bases 348 to 1397 code for a protein of 349 amino acids. Lineage: Eukaryota; Metazoa; Chordata; Actinopteri; Osmeriformes; Osmeridae.
UGGAUGCGGACUAUAGUUGUCCGGAAAACAUGCCUGUGUCGAUAAAGAAACAAAAUGUCUGUUCCUUGAAAAAUAUGUGUCCAAGAACUGGACAUGCCAACACAUUUUUUAAAGGUUGUAGAACAGUUUUAAAGUGAUACAGAAAAAUCCAGCUUCUCCAUCGCCAGGGAUCGUUGAAAUGCACGAUUUUGAGUCUAUCGUCUGAUCUUCACUCCGGAGCAGAAGGUGGCGGUAAUGUACCAAUUACCUGGAUGCCAACCACCGUCAAACAAGAAGAACAGUAACAGAAACAAUAUUCUGUAGAAUUGAGUAACACUACACUUCAGAAAACACUGCUGUUGUCACAAAUGGAUUUAAACAAAACGCCUGCUAAGGUUCAAAGUGAGCGUGCAUGCUUGUGUGUUCUCUGCGGUUUACCGGCAUCAGGAAAAUCAACACUCGCUCAGGCUGUCAAGACUCUGACUGGUCAGCAACACUGGAGAUCAUCGGUUAUAUCUUAUGAUAAUCUGAUUCCAGAUUAUGCUUUUCAUUCAAAAACAGUCGAAGGUUAUGAAGACAUGGUACAGAGGCAAACCAAAUGGAGGUUGUACAGGCAAGCAAUUCUACAAUGUGUCGAGCAUAUCCUGCAGAAUCCUCAAGCCUUGGAGCUGCCACCCACCACCUGCCAGAUCAACAGUUUUGCUUUGAGACAAUGUGUUUAUGCGGUAAGGGCUACAGAGCCUAAGACCCACCAAACACCACUCAUCCUUCUACUGGAUGACAACUUCUACUACCGAAGCAUGAGAUAUGAAGUGUAUCAACUGGCAAGAAAGUACUCUAUUGGAUUUUGUCAGGUGUAUCUGCACAGUCCAGUGGAAUCCUGCAUAGACAGAAACCAAAGACGACUCCAGGCCUUACCCAAUGAAGUAAUUGUUGCGAUGGCCCAGCGCAUGGAGCCUCCCAAUCCUGAGAAGAAUCCAUGGGAGCAGAGCAGCAUCUCACUGGACACCAAAGACAGCUUCACAGACAAGGCCUUACAGAGGUUGAAGGAGCUUAUCUCUAUAGCUUUGGACAACCCACUGAGCCCAGUUCAGGACAACACAGAACAGAAGGUGGCAGAUAGUCUAAUCUGUGCCAACAGUGUGGUUCAUCAAGCUGACCAGGCUUGUCGACACCGGGUAUCUCAGGCCAUGCAGAAGGCAAGAGAGAACAAGAUGUCUCCAGAUCAUAUGAGGUCUCUAGCAGCAGAGCUGAAUAAAGCAAAGACAACAUUUCUUCAAAACCUGCGAAAGAAAGUUCUUCAAGACAUACCUAUUACCCCACGGGAAACCAUAGAUGGAGAGAGUGUGGCAAAAAGAGCAUUGGAUGUUUUUGAUCAAGAUACAAAGGAAAUCAUGGCAAGAUUCCUUCUGAUUUAAACAAAUACCACUGGAAAAGUAUUGAAACCCCAUCAUUGAUAAUUAUUAGUUUAUGAUGUAGUGUUUAUAUGUACAACAUCUCAAAUACAACAUACAGAAGAUGCCUGUUUCGUAGGUACCACAAGAAUACAUUUACAGAGUGGUGUGUAAGAGCAGUAACUGCAGAAAACAGCAAAUAUGACCUACAACUGUUGGCUAUUCUUUUUUUUAUACUUGUAAAUAUAUACAUACAUAUACACACACUUAUGGAGGACCAAACCUGCCAUAUUUACAAAUGAAUGAAUAAAUAAAUGUCAACAUCCAUGCAUUUAGACAGAAAUAAAUGAAUAUAUAUAUUAAUUAAUGCACAAUUGUCAAUCAAUAGUUACAUAUAUUUUACAUUUAUGUAUGUAUUUAUUUUUGUAUUCAUUUUACUUAUUUAUUCAUUUAUUCAUUCAUUCAUGGUUCCCAAUAUGAUAAUGAGGAGGCCAGUAGGCGUGGAAACUGACGUUCAGACAUUGCAAUCAAUCCAGAACCAUAGAUUCAAUCUAGCUAACGCCUGGGACACACUGGCUGCAAAGCGCCUUGAAGCUAGCCUGGCUCUGCCCUCCUACAUAC